GCCGCGCGUCGCGCCCGGCAGCAGCAUGCUGCAUCGCGGCACGAGCGCGCCGUCGUUCGUCGACUACGACGUCGCGUCGCCGGGUGCGCUCGACGCGACGCCGUCGGCCGUGUCGCGCCCCCCGCCGGUGCUCACGUCCGCCGACGGCGCGAGCCCGCGGUCCGGCGGGCGGCGCCUGUCGCGCGAGCGGUGCCAGCCGUCGCGGUCCCUGAGCCCCGGCGACCGGCGGAGCCGGAGCCCGCGCGCGCUCGUCGCCGCGGCCUACGGCGGCAAGUCGAAGGAGCUCGAGUUCGACGGCGGCUUCCGAGUGUCGUCGCCGACGGGCGGCCGGUCGUCGCCCGCGCGGUCGCCGUCGGGCGGCCGCCGCGACGCGCCCGCGGGCGCCUGGCAUGGGCUCCUCGCCUUCGCGAAGACCGAGGCCUUUGGGGAGCGCCACUCCGCGGGUCUGGACGACUCGGUGCCCGAGGCCAUCGACAACUUCCUCGCGGUGCCGGCCAAGUUCGAGCGCUUCGUCGCCUUCGGCGUGCUCGCGUGCCUCGACACGUUCCUCUACACGGUGACGUUCCUCCCGUUGAGAGCGGGCAUCGCCGCGGGCUGGCUCGCGCUCGAGGCGUGGCGCCGCGCGACGAGCCAGCGCGCGGCGCGGCCGUCCUACGCGAUCACGGCCUUCGACGGCUUCAGCCGCGCGCGCGCCUACGACCUCGCGCGCUUCCUGACGAUCCUGCUCGUCAACUACGUGCUCAAGCAGGUGCCCCUGAGCCGCGCGUACCACUGGAUCAGAGGCCAGAACACGAUCAAGCUUUAUGUGAUCGUGGGCAUCAUGGAGGUCUUCGACCGGCUCUUGUGCGCCUUCUCCCAGGACGCGCUCGACUCCUUCUACCUGACGACGCGCCACGCGACGGAGUGGCGGCGCGUGCUCCUCUUCUUCGGUCUCGUCAACGUCGUCGUCGUCUCGCAUAGCCUCCUGCUCUACACGCACCUCACGACGUUAAACGUCGUCGUCAACGCGUCGGAGGACUCGGCGCUCGUCGCGCUGCUCGUGUCCAACAACUUCUCGGAGAUCAAGAGCGCGGUCUUCAAGAAGUACAACGCGACGAACCUGUUCGACAUCGCGUGCUCCGACGUCUGCGAGCGCUUCAAGCUGCUCCUCUUCCUCUGCCUGCUGACGCUGCUGAGCUGGUCCCAGGUCGCGGGCGACGCCGAGGAGCGCUCCUCGGGGCUGAGAGUGGUGGCGGCGCAGAGCGCGGUCGUCUUCGGGUUCGAGGUCGUGGCCGACUGGCUCAAGCACGCGUUCGUCGCCAAGUUCAACCGGCUCGACGCGUCGGUCUUCGACGCCUACGCGGCGCGGCUCGCGCGGGACGUCGUCACGGGCCGGUCCCAGGGGGGGCUCGCGCUCGACCACACGCACGCGGUGACGCGGCGAUUAGGGUUCGCGGUGCUGCCGCUCGCGUGCGUGUCCCUGCGCUACCUGUCGCUGGCGUCGAACUGGCUCCGGCUGUCGCUGGACCUGGGCACGGCGGAGCUCGCGGUGAUACUUGCCGGCUUCGCGGUCCUGCUCUUCCAGCUGAAGCUGCUGUCGUCGAUCUGCCUCGCGGGCCUCGCGUGCGGCUACGGCGACGCCGCGGCCCAACCCGCGGCGCCGCGGCCCAACCGGGCGCGGCCGUCGAACUCCUUCGACGCCGAGGGCCUGCCGGGCUCGCCGAAGCCCCGGCCGGGCACGCCGCCGGCCGCGCCGCCGCGCGGCGCGGACGCCGCGACGCGGGCCCCGCGGCCCAAGCCGCCCCGCGUCGACGCCGCGCCGCGCAAGGCGACCUUCGCGGAGCCCCCGGCGCCGGCCAAGGGCAAGGGGAAGCGGGGGAAGCGGCGGUAACGGCGGUGUUCCGUGG
Molecule: messenger RNA, 1886 nt
Organism: Aureococcus anophagefferens
Lineage: Eukaryota; Pelagophyceae; Pelagomonadales; Pelagomonadaceae
Exons: 1
Coding region: 26-1870 (614 amino acids)
Biological process (GO): maintenance of protein localization in endoplasmic reticulum
Cellular component (GO): endoplasmic reticulum membrane
Source: RefSeq, a predicted model, not a curated record